AUUCAUCGCCUUGACACAGGAGCGAAAACAUUUAAAAACAAUUCUUUGGGAUGGGUCGACGUGAAAGAUGUUGCAAUGGCCCAUAUUCUAGCAUAUGAGAAUGCUUCAGCUAAUGGAAGAUAUUUACUAGUUGAGAGAGUGGCACACUUCGGAGAGGCUGCGAAGAUUUUACGAGAUUUAUACCCAACAUUGCAAAUUCCAGAGAAGUGUGAAGACGAUAAGCCAUGGGUACCAAUAUUUCAGGUUUCCAAGGAAAAAGCGAAGAGCUUGGGGAUUGACUAUAUUCCUUUGGAAGUGAGCCUCAAGGACACUGUGGAGAGCUUGAAGGAAAAGAAGUUUCUCAAAGUUUAAUGGUACCCUUAAAGAAAUGUGGAAACCUUCUUAUGCCUAGGCUUGAGUAAAUUUAGUAUUAAAUAAGAAACUGAUGUAAGUGCUGUAAUAAGUGAUUCUUGGACUGGUUUGUUCCGGUGACAAGUUUCAAACAUGCGUCCCCAUGUUAGAGUCUGCAUUAGACAUUGUAUCCUCGUGAUAUUAUAUUAGUAGAAGAUGUUUGUU
Vigna umbellata (rice bean) is the source of this 555-nucleotide messenger RNA. NCBI's taxonomy places the organism in Eukaryota, Viridiplantae, Streptophyta, Magnoliopsida, Fabales, Fabaceae. The record is from RefSeq and is a predicted model, not a curated record.